Messenger RNA from Labrus bergylta (ballan wrasse), 831 nucleotides. Lineage: Eukaryota; Metazoa; Chordata; Actinopteri; Labriformes; Labridae. The record is from RefSeq and is a predicted model, not a curated record.
AGUCCGUCAUCCCGAGUUCAGGAACGUUUCAUGUGAAGCUCCCAAAGAAGCCGGGAGUGGAGCUGGGGAUCACCAUCAGCUCUCCGUCCAAUAGGAAACCAGGAGAUCCUCUGAUCAUCUCUGACAUCAAGAAAGGCAGCGUCGCUCACAGGACGGGGACGUUGGAGCUCGGGGACAAGCUGCUCGCCAUCGAUAACAUCCGGGUGGAGAACUGCUCGAUGGAGGAGGCGGUUCAGAUCCUGCAGCAGUGUGAGGAGCUCGUCAAGCUGAAGAUACGCAAAGACGAAGACAACUCAGAUGAACAGGAAGUCUCCGGCAGCAUCAUCUACACUGUGGAGCUGCAGCGCUACGGAGGCCCGCUGGGAAUCACCAUCUCAGGAACAGAGGAACCGUUUGACCCCAUCAUCAUCUCCUCACUGACCAAGGGGGGGCUGGCUGAGAGGACCGGAGCGAUCCACGUGGGAGAUCGUAUUCUGGCGAUCAACAGCAGCAGCCUGAAGGGGAAACCUCUGAGUGAAGCCAUCAGUCUGCUGCAACAAGCUGGAGAGACGGUCACACUGAAGAUCAAGAAGCAGGGAGAACUGACGAGUCCAACGUCCUGUGUGAUUGGUCCAGGGCUGGUGCCGGGGGCGGGGCUUGUUCAGGAGCACCAGGAUGGGGAGGAGGAGCCGGUUGUCAUGGUAGCGCCCCUGUCCAGUCAGAGAGUGUUCAGCGCGCUGCCGUCUGUGGACAGCGCCGUGGAGUCGUGGGACGGAUCCAACAUGGACAGCAGCUUCACCACAGGGGGUACGAAACCCGAUAAACUGUCGACCACGUGCACGUUCAAACAGA